AUGUUUGGCACAGAAUUCGAAGACUAUUGUGACUUCAACGACAGCAUUUGCAGCAAUGAUUCUGGCAUCGAUAGAUCAUACGUGGAUCCCAUUACGACUCCCAGUUCUGCUUGCAGCACUCCGAUGAAACACAACACAUCUGAUGUAGGAGUUUAUUUAACACCUUCUAAGGAAACAAAUGUAAGAAGAAAACUAUUCAACGAUGAUCUAGGAUACCGCGUUCCCGAACACGUUGAAGAUAUUAAAGUAUUUGAACAAUUUCAACCUAUAAACAAUACAUCAACACCAGUAAAAUCGAGAGAAAGAAAACCGAAAGACCCAAACAAACCAAAAAGGAAGUACGCGAAUGGUAAAAAUAGAGUGACAAGAUGCAAAAGUCCAACACAAAUUCUACGGAUUAAAAGGAAUAGAAGAAUGAAGGCCAAUGACAGGGAGAGAAAUAGAAUGCACAUGUUAAAUGAAGCUUUAGACAGACUAAGAUGUGUGUUACCUACAUUUCCUGAAGAUACGAAGCUAACAAAAAUUGAAACACUUCGCUUUGCUCAUAACUACAUUUUCGCUUUAAGUCAAACGCUUGAGUCUCUUGAUAACAUCAGUUCAGGGCAAAUGCCACCUGGAGAAUACAAUGUAAGCUACGAAAAGUUACAAAGUUACACUUUAACUGGAGAAACAAGGAUUAACAAAGAUGCCUUCAAAGAUAUAUUUUCUCCCAGUAAAACUGAUGAUAAUAGUGGCGACGGUUAUAGAAAUUUUCAAGGAUUUAGCAAACCUUUUCCCAACGGAUCCAAUUUUUUACAAACAACUGAAGGUGUUCUGAUAAAUGUUGGAAAUGUUACAGUCUCUGUUAAUAACACCGGAGGUAAUUGUAUAACUUCGACUACCGGAAGUGGAUUCUUUACCCAUCCUUCAAGUUACGGAGAUGAUAUAUUCCAGCAAAAUUAUUACAGUCAACGAACCUAUUGUAGCAAUAACUACAGUGAAACAUAUGAGCCUGGAGUUCGAAGCGACUCAAAAGAAUAUUUCAACCAGAAAAAUUAUGAAAUAUUCAAAAGCGCUUUUGAAACAGCUAAAAAUAGCAAACAACCGAGCGAGUACACAGCUAAUUAUAGUAACUUUUCGAAUUAUAGUCCAAAUAACAACGACAAGUAUCGUUAUGAAAAUGAUGGAUAUUAUCACAGUAGUAAUUAUUACUACAACGACCAAAGAUGUGUGAGUAGAGAAUUUUAUAGAUGCCCCAGUAUUGUAAAUGCUCGAAUUUAA
Pararge aegeria (speckled wood butterfly) is the source of this 1260-nucleotide messenger RNA. It is a transcript of the gene tap, whose product is annotated as basic helix-loop-helix neural transcription factor TAP. NCBI's taxonomy places the organism in Eukaryota, Metazoa, Arthropoda, Insecta, Lepidoptera, Nymphalidae. The transcript has a single exon. The record is from RefSeq and is a predicted model, not a curated record. Gene Ontology annotation, molecular function: protein dimerization activity. Bases 1 to 1260 code for a protein of 419 amino acids.